This is a messenger RNA of Suillus bovinus, 549 nucleotides long. Its product is annotated as ribosomal protein L7/L12 C-terminal domain-containing protein. Gene Ontology annotation, biological process: translation. The transcript is spliced from 6 exons. Gene Ontology annotation, molecular function: structural constituent of ribosome. The coding region runs from base 1 to 549 and encodes 182 amino acids. NCBI's taxonomy places the organism in Eukaryota, Fungi, Basidiomycota, Agaricomycetes, Boletales, Suillaceae. The record is from RefSeq and is a predicted model, not a curated record. Gene Ontology annotation, cellular component: ribosome.
AUGGCAAGCCGCUGCUAUACUCUUCUAUGCUCGACAUCAAGAUUGACUAGCGCACGCAUUGCCCUUGCUCCUCUAGCUAGCCGGUCAAGAUGGUUAGCAACAGAGACUGUAUCAUCGUCUGCAGCAGCUCCUCCACCACCAAGUGACCCGAAAAUUGGCCGCAUAGUGGACGACAUCUCCGGCUUGACGCUGCUCCAAGCAGCAGACCUCGUCACCCUCUUGAAAUCGCGGUUAAACAUUCAAGAAAUCGCAAUGCCAGCAGCUUCAGCCGCAGCACCCGUCGCUGCCGCUCCGGCUGAAGAAGCAGCAGUAGAGGAGAAACCGAAGGAGAAGACUAUCUUCAAUUUGAAACUUCAGUCCUUCGAUGCCGCAGCCAAGCCCAAGAUCAUUCGUGAGGUCAAGGCCCUGAUCCCGAACCUUACCCUCAUCGACGCUAAGAAGUUCGUGGAGUCCGUACCUCAGGUCCUCAAGGAAAACAUGCCCAAAGAAGAUGCGGAUAAACUAAAAGAGGUCCUGGAAAAACUGGGGGCAGUAGUGGUGCUUGAGUAG